Messenger RNA from Ascochyta rabiei, 615 nucleotides. RefSeq lists its product as uncharacterized. The record is from RefSeq and is a predicted model, not a curated record. The transcript has a single exon. Lineage: Eukaryota; Fungi; Ascomycota; Dothideomycetes; Pleosporales; Didymellaceae. The coding region runs from base 1 to 615 and encodes 204 amino acids.
AUGCCAGAGGUCGAAGAGCUCAGAGAGCUGCUUGACGGACUACUCGGUCUCGUGCUGACCCCGUUAGAUGAAGGCCCCACAGCCAACGUGAGGCUGCUGCUGAGAACUGAAGAGGACGAGAGUCUCGAGACACUCGAAAAGUUUGGAACUAUCGAGCUUGACAAGCUCGAUGAAGCAACGACGCUUGUGCUGCUGAAAGUGGUAUUUGCCAAGACUGCAGAAGACAGCAAGGUAGUGUUCAAGGUAAAGGUAGAUGUACUGGAAGGUGGGAUAGUGGCGACAACACCUGUUGAGCUAGAUAAUGCCGAGGAUGUACCACUGCUGCUUGAGCUUAUAGAAGAGUUGAAAAUCGGAAAGAGAGAUGCAGUCGGUGCAAUAGCUGAUACCAUACCCGUAGAAGAACUCCACGUAAAAUUGGAUCCCGGUGUCAUUGGAGCACCAAGAGUUGUGCUCAAAUCAGCUGCUGGUACAGUAGAGCUGGCCGUUGGGGGUGUGACACCCGCAGAGCUAGAUGCAGUACUAGUGAGCGAGCUGAUCAGAAGGCUCGAUGACAUUUCACUCGGACCUGUCGCAGUCAAGCUUGUUGAAGACGGACUUCCAGGCGAAGAAAAGUAG